CAUCGUUUUGCAGGACGUUUUUGCCAGCCUGCACUGGCGAACUUUUCUUCCAGAUUCCACAUUGUGCAGCUUGCAAGCAUCCGACAUGCUGGCAUCUGAAGGGGAGAGGAUUUGCUUUGCACGUUGCAAUCCACAAUGAACUUUGUUUCGGUCCGGUAGCUACACCUUGAAUUGGCCAGGACAGAGGCAGGGAGGUCUGCGGGGUACGUUUGAGUCCUGACCACAGUACAGGUCGCUGAAUAAGGAGUCUGAUCAAGUCGCUGGUUGAUUUGCUGCCAGGAGGGAAUUGGAGGGGAUGCUGAAACCUGCAUCGCAGGCUGCAGGUGUCAAGCAUAAAUUCUUUGCAAGGGCCAAAUCAGUUCCUGCUGGGGCGAAAUGAAUAACUACCACAUAUAUGAGACAAUUGGCCGUGGCAAGCACUCGGUUGUGUAUAAGGGGCGCAAAAAGAAGACUAUCCAGUACUUUGCUGUCAAAAGCGUUGAGAAGCUGCAGAAGCCGAAGGUCCUGCAGGAGGUGCGGACGUUGCACUCCUUGGAACAUGAGAAUGUCCUCCGCUUUCAUGCCUGGUAUGAGACGUCCAACCAUCUCUGGCUGAUACUUGAGUACUGCGUUGGGGGAAAUUUGCUCACCCUCCUUCAUCAGGACACGCGUCUUCCAGAGGAGUCCAUCCACGACUUUGCUCGCGACUUGGUGAAGGCGCUGCAGUUCCUGCAUUCAAACGGGGUGGUCUACUGCGACUUGAAGCCGUCAAACAUCCUCCUAGACGAGAAUGGCCGGCUCAAACUCUGCGACUUUGGGCUGGCGCGGCGCCUCAGCGACAUCCAAAAGUUCUCGCUGCAGCAGCUGCCCCAGGCCAAGCGAGGCACGCCCUGCUACAUGGCCCCCGAGCUGUUCCAGGAGGGGGGCGUCCACUCCUUCGCGUCCGACCUUUGGGCCGUCGGGUGCGUUCUCUACGAGUGCGCUACGGGCCAGCCUCCGUUCGUUUCCAACAGCUUUACGCAGCUCGUGAGCGCGAUUCUGGAGACCCCGCUUUCCCCCCUCCCUGCUUCCGUCAGCCCCGAGUUCGCCGAUCUCGUGCAACGGCUCCUGGUAAAGGACCCCGUGCACCGAAUAUCGUGGCCGGAGCUUCGCGUUCACCCCUUCUGGCGCGUCCCAACGAAAGAACUGCCCCUUCCGGAGCAACCCGCGUUCGACCAUUUUCUACGGCAGCGGCGGGCGGGGGAGGCGGUGUCCCUGCCCCCCCUGCGGGGGGCGACGCCCCCGGUCGCGAGCGGGGGGGCAGAAAAGGCAGGCGGGGAGGGGGGGGGGAGUCGGGUAACGGCUUUGCCGGAGUUGGCAGGGGCGCAGCGGCCGGGGUCGGCGCGAAAAGCGGGGGAUGUGAACGUGCUCCGACUCUCGCAAAUCGUACAGAAGAAUUUCCGGAGGGAGGCCGACGGGGGUGGGUAUCGGCAAGGGGGCGAGGAGGGCGGCGCGCAUAGUGACGUCACGCUUGAGAACAACGAUAUCGAGAUCGAUCUGGCGGAGGAAGGCGCAGAGGGGGGGGAGGACGAGGGGGAGGAUACUUCGGGGGCGGUUGAGGCGGCGGCGGCCGCAGAAGGUGUCAAGAUGCCGCUCUCUCGGGAAGAUAGCAGUGCGCUUAACACCGAAAGGUUCCCCAGGGGAGGUACCCCCGAGCCGCACCGGCCGGACGACACGGCCCCCCUGUCAGCGCGAACAGGGAGUAAAACGAGCGCGGGGGGUUCUGGAGACAGCCGGAGGGGACCCCCUACGCCGGACGAAUCUCCAGACGACUCGUCGUCCGAUGGAGUCGAGUCUGCGGUGCAGCAAGUGGCGCAGUCGCAGCUCCUAUGGCACCAACUAGACUUGGCGGUAAAACCAAUCGUCCUCAACCGACGGAUCGAAAAAGUUCAAGAGCCGACGUUCGACCCGCGGGCGCUCCCAGUUGAACCACUCUCGGGGGCUGCGCUUGCGCAGGCCCCUCCCGACCAAUCAGAAGCGUUCCUGGCACGCAUCAUGGCGAGCAUCAGCGGCGCCACGUCGCUCAACGAGAAGCUGAACACGCUGAGCUACGUUGAGACUCUCGCCACCGAAACGGACGCCGCGAAUCAUCUGAUCAAUUCGCAGCUGAUGCCGCUUUUGGUGCGCAUGCUUAAAAUAAGCAAGCCGCCCGUUUUGCGCGCCAAACUGGCAAGCGCGAUGGGGCUACUGGUCCGGCAUGCGACGGUAAUCGACGAAGACCUGGCGGCGUCAGGAAUUGUGCCGAUCCUUACGGAGGCGGCCAAGGAUAAGCAGGAACGCGUAAAACGACGAGCAAUAGCGUCCCUCGGCGAGUUGCUCUUCUACAUCGCGACCCAGAGCGAGCAGUCCCCCAAAGCCGCCAACAGCCCCCCGGCGUGGGAAGUUCCGGAGAUUACGUUCACUGCGGUCGGCAGCAUGUUGCGCCGGGGGGAGGACGAAGUCGCGCAGCACUAUGCGGUCAAGACCAUGGAAAACAUCGCGAGCCAGGGGGGGGCGUGGGCGAGCAAGUUUGCGAGCGGGGAGACGGUGGCAAACCUUGUCUUCAUCUUCCAGAACUCGAAGCUGGAGCACCUGCGCGCCACCGCCGGCUCGUGCCUCGUGCGCCUCGCGCGCUUCCACCCGCCGGUCCUCCCGGCCGCCCUCGAGAAACUAGGCGUGCGAGCUUUGGUUCGCGGGCUCGCGGAGGGCAGCUCCAAGACGCAGCAGACGUACCUCAACCUGCUCAACAUGGGCCUCCAGGCGGGGGUGAGAAUAGGCGCCACGCGCCUGCAGACGCAGCUCAUGGCGGAGGAGCGGGGGCUUGUUCCCACUCUAGUUGGGUUACUGGAGCACGCGUCGGAGGUGCUGAGGGCGAAGGCGCUCGUCGCCGGCUGGGCGCUGUGUCAAGCGAGCACGAGGUGGCUGGUCGCGCUCUGCAAUGCGAAAGUGACGUCCGUCCUGGAGCGCCUGGCCCGCGACCGCGACGAGUACGUGCAGCGCUGCCUGGAGGCGUUUCUGUCGCUGGUCGCCGCGAUGGCGCUCCCCAUUUUGGACCAAGCCCGGGCGGAGCUCUCCAAACUGGCGACCAAGCAAGGUCGCGCCACGCCCUCCGCCAGCCCGCGGACGCCGCCCUCCGGGUCUCGGGGACCGCUCGGCCAGGCCGCUGUGCUACUGCACCUCGUCACGUGCCAGCUCACUCGCAGCCGCUUCGCCGACGGCCGCCUGCUCUCCCUUUUGGGCGUCUGCCUAGCCCGCUCCCAGGACGCACUGGUCGCCCUUGAUGCGUCCCCGAGCAACAGCCCCCGUGCGCCAAAAGACGCCCCUGCGCCUGGCCCCGCGAGCCCCCUCGCUCUAGUUGCCGAGUUCCAGUCGGUGGUGCUUCAGAUUCUGGAGGCCCUGUCGCAGGGGCAGACGCCCACGGUGCUGGGCCAUAAAGAGGCGACCGUGCAACAGGUCCUUCCCGUGCUGGCGGACCUGUACCGCGCGAGCAAGGACGGCGACCGCCGCUUCAUGUGCCUCAAAGACGAGGAGCCCAUUCCCACCUACGCCCAGAAGCUGCUGGCGCUGCUCCUGGACCGGCAGUGUGUCCGGAUCCCGGACCUCCUCCAGCUGAAGCUCCUCCCGCGCUUGUUCGAUUUCCUCGCGGGCGACCCGGAGACGAUUAAUAGUUUCGCGCUCAAGCUGUGCCUGGCGGCCAUUUCCGCCCCGGAGGUGCCAACCCGGGCGCUUUCCGAGGCGCGGGUUUGUGCCCGGUUGGGGCUGUUGCUGCAGGACGUGGCCGGCCAGGGGAAGGAUGAUUUCGUGGAGCCGGUAGUCGCGAUCUGCCGCGGGUUUUUGGAGAGGCACGCGGCUGCGCAGGGCCGCGGAGGUGGCGCGGGGAUACAGGACAUCGCUGAGCUGGCCCUGUCCUCGGACGUCUUCCUCGCGCUGGUGGGCAGUCACGAGGACUCUGUUGCGGACGCCGCCUCGCACUGCGUCGCGCUCUUAUCAGUCGCAGCGCCGCGGUCCAUCGGGGGGGCCCUGUUGCAGAACGUGCCGCAGGUUUUGCAGGUGUUGGAGACGGCCAACAAGUGCCAGAGCAAGGCCCUGCUCGCCAAGAUUCAACACCGGCUGUUGAGUGCCCUUCGGGAGGCAUGCAAGCAGCAGCGAUCGACGGCGGGACCAUCUAGUUUCAACAUGAGUAACGUAGAGCAACUUGAAACUCUGAUAGCCAGACUCCGAAGGUCGACCAGCAGCUCUGUGACGCAAGCAGCAAACGAUUUGGCUGCCGAACUUGCUAGAGUGAUUGCCCGAUAGCAAUGGCAGCCGUGUAAUAGGUUCUCUGUAACAUUUCCCGGGCAACUUUAGGCGGAGUCUUGACGGAUUUCUAAAAAACAUAUAUUUUGGGUAGUGCCCAGGCCUGAUGCCGCUUCAAGUUGGUGACUCAUGCGCGCAAACAGCUUUCACUAGGCAAUUUUCAAUCGCUGAUUUGUCAAUGCCAU
This is a messenger RNA of Klebsormidium nitens, 4478 nucleotides long. The record is from the annotation of a GenBank genome assembly. Lineage: Eukaryota; Viridiplantae; Streptophyta; Klebsormidiophyceae; Klebsormidiales; Klebsormidiaceae.